Akanthomyces muscarius is the source of this 843-nucleotide messenger RNA. RefSeq lists its product as uncharacterized. Bases 1 to 843 code for a protein of 280 amino acids. NCBI's taxonomy places the organism in Eukaryota, Fungi, Ascomycota, Sordariomycetes, Hypocreales, Cordycipitaceae. The transcript is spliced from 3 exons. The record is from RefSeq and is a predicted model, not a curated record.
AUGCAGUCGCAAGUCUCCUCGGAACAACUCCAAUUCUACAAGGACAACGGCUACCUCGUUCUUAGCGCUAAGGAGCAUAACCUCGUUGCCGACCCCGGGGAGCUCAAAGUGUGGGCAGAGCAGGUUCGAAAGUGGCCUCUUGAGAAGGGUAAAUGGAUGCCCUACUUUGAAACGACUACUUCCGGGAGCAGACAGCAAAUGAGGACGGAAAAUUUUGUCGACUAUCAUGCGAAAUGGGGCGAAUUACUUCACGGCGAAGGGCUACGCGGUAUUUUGAAGCAAUUAUCAGGCGAGGAUAUGAUCCUUUUCAAAGACAAGAUCAACUACAAGCUACCUAACGGAAACGGCUUCCACGCUCAUGUGGAUUAUCAUGCCUAUAGCCACAUCGGCGAUAUCGCACAUCUUACAGCAAAUAUUGCUGUGGAUGAAGCGACAGUCGCCAACGGCUGCUUGGAGGUGGUCCCCGGCUCCCACAAAACGACAAUUGAGUUUGCCAAUGGAGGCAGGAUAAGUCAGAAAUGGGAAGACAGCCGCGAGUGGACACAAGUUCCGCUCAAACAAGGAGACCUUUUGCUGUUUGGGAGCCACUUAGCUCACCGUUCACAAAGCAACACAACAGACAAGAGCCGGACUAGCUUGUAUGCAACUUUUUAUAUGGCCAAGGACGGUAAGGACCUGCGAAAAAAGUAUUACGAACAUCGCAGGAAAGUCUUUCCCCCUGACCAUGAGAGAGAAGAGGGGAAUGAGUAUGAGCAGGGAUGGAAGACGUAUGGGUUUGCGGCGCCGUUUUCCACUGUUCCUACCAAGGUGGAAAACAAUUCAUCCCAUGACGAGGAGAUGUAA